AAGUAUUUGUCUGCCUCUAUGUAAACUUGCAUCAUUACCGACACGUGUGUAGCUGUUAAAUAAGCUUUUAUAAGUGAACAAGUACCCACAUAUUACCGAAUUUCACCUGUAUAUGUAGUCGGAUAAAGAUACCUGAAGAUGUCAUUGGUUUCAAGUGAUAGUUUGUAAGAAGUCGCGUAUUUAACGGAGACGUCCGGUGUUAGAGCAAAUAGCGGAUAGACUUCUGGACCAAGGCUCUGUUAAGUAACAAUGGCUGACCCCUUCAGUAGCAGCUCGGAAAAUGUAAUUCAACGUGUGAUAAAUGUGUCAGUGACAACACAUUCUCCUCCGGAAAACCUUGAAGACUUGUAUCAAAUUAACCAGACCUGUGAUUUCAUUAGUCAGCGUCACUUUCAAAAGGUUGCUCUGCAGUUUCCUGAUGAUCUGCUGGUGGACUCUGUUGCAAUAGCAGCAGAAAUUGAGAAGAACUGCAAAGUCAAUGUAUACAUUUUGGGAGACACAUCCUAUGGAAGUUGCUGUGUGGAUGAAGUAGCUGCAGAACAUGUUGGAGCUGACUGCAUCAUACACUAUGGCCGCUCUUGCCUCAGUCCCUCCAAAAGGUUACCCUUGAUGUAUGUCUUCGGGAAAAGACCGAUAGAUGUGGAGAAGUGUGUUUCUGCCUUCAAAGAACUCUACCCUGACCCACAGAGUCACAUCAUCAUCCUGUAUGAAGUUAACUACGUCCAUGCCAUCAAUGACCUUCUCAAAUUUCUAUCACCGGAAUAUCCAACCCUUGUCGCCUCAGACCUGGUUGUUGAAGGAGAAAAUUGUUACCGUCACAGCUACAUUAAAAUUCAACAUAAUGACUCCUGUGUUUCGGACCCAGACUCGAAUCAAGUGAUUUGUCAGUUUGGAAGGCAGUUUUCUUUGAAACAUGGCAUGAGCAUAUCAGACUACAGUAUGUUUUAUAUAGGUCAGGAGGGAGCGACCUUGACAAACUUCAUGAUGACCUGGAACCGCUGCUCUUUUAGCUCUUUCGACCCUGCGACAGCAAAAGGGAGGACGGAGUCAGUGAGUAUCAACCGUGCACUAAUGAAGAGGUAUUAUGCUAUAGAAAGAGCCAAAGAUGCUAAUGUGGUCGGCAUCCUGGUUGGCACCUUGGGAGUGGCGAACUACCUCAACAUAAUCCAACAGUUGAAGGAGGUCAUCCACAGAGCCGGCAAGAAGAGCUAUAUGUUUGCCAUGGGGAAACUGAACGUGCCCAAACUCGCCAACUUUCUGGAAAUUGACAUUUUUGUGUUAGUUGCAUGUCCGGAGAACUCGUUGCUGGACUCGAGUGAGUUCUAUAAGCCUGUGGUGACACCAUUUGAGAUGGAGGUAGCCUGUAACCGGAACCGGGAGUGGUCUGAGGAAUACGUCACAGAUUUUCGACAUCUCCUGCCAGGUGGAAAAAGUCAUGUGCCACUGGCUGAGCAGCAGGACUGCGAUGAGACUGAUGUGUCCUUAAUCACAGGAGCUCUGCGAAGUAACUAUUUGUUAAACAGCGAGCCUGAGGAGUCCUCGUGUAGCUCCUCUUUGGUCCCCAGGAACCAGACCCUGACUGUAGCCAACACCAAGUCAGCUGCAUCGUUUUUGUCUGGUCGGAGCUGGCGUGGCUUGGAACAGAACUUGGGAGAGACCCCGGUGGUCAAAGCAGUAGAGGGCAGGAGGGGCAUUGCUAUUGCCUAUGAAGAAGAAGGAACGUCGUGAUUGUUUUCUUUACACCUAUAUCGUCUUAUUAACUACACUUGCUGGGUGAUACAAGUAAUUAUUUGGUGUCUUCACGUAAUGGGCAGCAUAAAUUAUACAUGUCAGAAGGUGUUGUGUUCACUGUGGAAAAGCGAUUUAUUUUAAUAAAAACCUCUUAUCUUAAAUACUGAUGUGAUGCAAAGUGAUAUUUAAUUACAAUGUAUUUCUUUGACAUACUCAACAAGAAGCAUUGCAAAAUAGCAUGUGGCAUAUAUGUGAUU
This is a messenger RNA of Sphaeramia orbicularis (orbiculate cardinalfish), 1988 nucleotides long. RefSeq names its product diphthamide biosynthesis 2 (gene dph2). The record is from RefSeq and is a predicted model, not a curated record. The coding region runs from base 250 to 1728 and encodes 492 amino acids. Gene Ontology annotation, biological process: protein histidyl modification to diphthamide. The transcript has 7 exons. Gene Ontology annotation, molecular function: 2-(3-amino-3-carboxypropyl)histidine synthase activity. Lineage: Eukaryota; Metazoa; Chordata; Actinopteri; Kurtiformes; Apogonidae.